AUGACUGAAAACUCUCAUUCCAUUUCAUUUCCAAUGAAGUCAAGCCAAUUUUGUGAGCAUAUCAUAUCCAGUGAAUAUAAAAAUGCAUCAAAGAACGGGUCAUUUCAGUCACCAGGCUGGCCUAAUCAUUACCCCAACAGUGUUCAUUGUACAUAUAAAUUUGUGGGGCGAGAGAAUGAGAGAAUUCGUAUCAAAUUUUCACAGUUUAGUAUUCAAGGGAGAUCACCCAUUUGUGACCAUGAUUAUUUAGAUAUUUUUUCACAAUUAACAUUUCAUUCAGAAGAUUUACUAGAGGCCGAAUUAACGGGUCGUUUCUGUGGGGAACUUAGUGACAGUUUACCAAAAUUAAUAGUGUCGCGAAACAAUGUGUUAGUGUUGUCAUUUUUUUCCGACGCCAGUAAAAAUUAUAAAGGAUUCAAUGGAACUUAUGAAUUCUUUGAUGCAUCUGUGUAUGAUAUAGGAACAUUAGCGCCACCAAUGUCUUGUGGAUACACAGUGCGUAGUGAAUCUCGGACUAAAGGAUACAUCAUUUCUCCAACGUAUCCUGGAAUGUAUCCAGAUAACUUGUUCUGUUAUUAUAAAUUCCAUGGAAAACCUGGACAAAGGUUAAAACUAACUUUUGUGGAUUUUUCUUUAUUCCAUGGAGAUGAAUAUUGUCCGUUUGAUUAUUUAAAGAUUUAUGAUGGUUAUACUAGUGAUUCUCCAGAAAUAGGAACAUUUUGUGGCAAAUAUAAUAAAACGACUUUAUAUUCUACUAGUGAAGCGUUACAUUUAGAAUUUGUGACCAGUCAAGGUCGGCUAGAGUUCGGGAAAGCGCCACUUGAGGCGGAGGCAGACUUUAGUUUUGAUAGAAGAGGUUUUAAUAUAACUUAUGAAUUUAGUGAUAAAUUUGUUAAUUUAGAUUUUAUAGAAAAAGAUGCAGAACAUAUAUUAGGUACAGAAUGUGAUCAACGAAUAUUAAGUCGAAAAGAAUCGAAUGGUACAAUAUCAUCACCAAAUUACCCAGAAGCCUUUCCACAGAAUGUCACCUGUCGGUAUUAUUUAGAUGGUCUAAUGGACAGACAGAAUCUAGAAAAAGCCAGGAUUUCUUUCUUUGAUUUUAAUAUUCCUGGCAACAUGCCUUACUGUAUGAUAGGGUAUGUAGGAUUAAAUGAUGAUAGAAGAUAUGGUAAGGGAGAAGUAAAAGAGAAGUUCUGUGGAUCAUUAUUACCACCAGCAUUAAGUUCUACUGGUCCACGAUUAGUAUUAACAUUAAAUACACAUGGUGCUGUACGUGGUGGACGAUUCUUUGCCAGAUAUCAAUUUGUAACUGAUUAUGCCAUAUCAGGAUUACCGAUUGCUGAAGGACAAUGUAGCUAUUUAUAUACCAGUAGUAAACAGAAGGCUGGUAGUUUUAACUCCCCCCGUUAUCCAGGACACUAUCCAGAAGAUUUAGAAUGUGUUUAUAUAUUCCGACCAGAGGAUGAUUGGAAAGUUUUAAUAUCAUUUGAUGUCUUCAGUUUACCAGCCACAGAUUCUACACAGUGUCUGAAUACAGAUUUUGUAGAGAUAUCAGAAGAAACAGAUAUUCGUAAUAAUUUUACAGUGGUUGGGAAAUAUUGUGCUAAUAAUUACCCUGGACCUCUACUAUCUCACCGAGUUGUUAAAAUGAAAUUCCAUUCUGAUUCACAAGAAAACACCAUGGGAUUUAAAGCCACAUUUCAAUUUGUGAAAGGUGUAGAUAUGAACACAAAAUGUGGAAGAAUAAUCCAGAGUCCUGGAACAGGAGGAGUUAUAGAAAGUCCAAACUAUCCUCGGAAAUAUAAAGCUAAUACAUAUUGUGAAUGGGAGAUCAGAGCUAGUAAAAAACAUAAUAGAAUAAUGAUACAACCUGCUUAUUUCAAUAUAGAGAAAUCAGCUGAUGGUUGUUCAAAUACUGCUGUUAGAAUAUAUCUAGAAGAAAAUUCUCUCCAACCUCAUAUAGAAAUGUGUGGUAGUGCUGAUUCUAACUUUGUAAAUAUUUCUCAUAAAGAUGUCAUUAAAAUUAGUUUUAUUAGUUCACAGAAAGCCCUAGGUGGUCAGGGUUUUAAACUGUCUUGGACAGAAAUUUAUUCAGGGGAAUCUAGUAGUUGUUUUGGUUUUAAAUGUAAAUCUAAUAAACAUUGUAUAUCAUCAACGUUAUCGUGUAAUGAUUUACCAAACUGUGGUGGGGGAGAUAACUCUGAUGAAGUAACAGAAUGUCCUGUUGCAGCUGGAAUCCAAAUUUUACACAUCGCUAUAGGAACCUCAAUAUCUUCAUUUUUCUGUAUAAUAUUAUUAAUUUGUGGUUUUUAUCAUAGACGUAAAUUCCGUAAUGAACCACCGCCAGAUGAUCACGAUCAUGUGGAAGUUCGGAAUAGUAAUUCUACUCACAGGUCUAGUAAUUCUAAUCACAGGACUAGUAAUCACAUUCCCAUGAUGAGUAAUCACAAUCACAGGACUAGUAAUCACAUUCCCAUGAUCAGUAAUCACAAUCACAGGACUAGUAAUCACGAUCAAGACUAG
Molecule: messenger RNA, 2523 nt
Organism: Lottia gigantea (owl limpet)
Lineage: Eukaryota; Metazoa; Mollusca; Gastropoda; Lottiidae
Exons: 16
Coding region: 1-2523 (840 amino acids)
Molecular function (GO): protein binding
Source: RefSeq, a predicted model, not a curated record